This is a messenger RNA of Maniola jurtina (meadow brown), 998 nucleotides long. RefSeq lists its product as uncharacterized. The record is from RefSeq and is a predicted model, not a curated record. Bases 114 to 998 code for a protein of 294 amino acids. NCBI's taxonomy places the organism in Eukaryota, Metazoa, Arthropoda, Insecta, Lepidoptera, Nymphalidae. The transcript has 5 exons.
ACUCAAUUUUUUAUAAAGUAUACCGUUUCAUCCUUUACUCUUUUACUGUAACAUGAGCUAUAUACGACAUUUCAUGUGCUUAAGUGUUUUUGUUUGUAAAGUCUGUUUACAUUAUGCGCUUGCAUUCCUGUAGAUGUUCAUAUAACGUCGUUGUUUUCUUUGGCAUUCUUCUAUUAUCAAAACCGAGACACGGGAAAUGUAAUCCCAUUACGAAUUCCCAUUUAAACGAGGACAUCAGGGAAUUUGCUCCAAAAGAAGACAGUAUUAAUUCUACAAAUGUUAGAACACUGCAGAAAGAGGAUCCAAAGCGGUAUACAGAUAUUGUUUCAUUUCGACCAAUAACUUUUAAGGACGUUCCCGAUAGCAAGCAAUCCAGUUCAAGCUAUGGACGAGGACUAGUUAGCAGAGACCAUCCAGGUUAUGCGCUACAUGAUUAUGAGGAAUAUCCUCAUAUCAACUACGGCUAUGACUAUCACCUGCCUGAUUCACACCACCACGGGUUUGAUCAUCACGAUUUCAAUCCCCAUCACGGGUAUUAUGAUGGACACCACGUGGGACAUCAUAGAUACUACAAUCAUGCAUUGGCUGCCAAAGCAGUACUGUGGCCAAUAGCAGGAAUCGCGCUACUAGGUGCAGCUGCCGCUUUGGUCAGCAAUCCAAUUCUUUUGCAACUUGGAGUUACGUCCGGAAAGCGGAGACGCAGAAACACUGAAGAAAUCACCGGCCCCGAAUUAAGCACGGAAAUUACGGAAUGGAGACCACUAAUCAACCGGAAAGUCGCGGCGAUAAAAACUGGAACUCAUUCGAAACCAGCUAAAACCAAACUUGUGCAUAGAAAAGCAAAAAGAAAUGAAUAUACAAGUACAACACAGCGUAUAAAUCCUAUAAAAACUUCUAUGACUGACUUAGAUAUCAAAGGUGCUAAUUCUCCAUUCGAAGACGAAGGAUCAGAUGAAUUUAAUUUUAUACCGAUAUCCAUAAUAACUAAAGAUGAUUAA